Messenger RNA from Ahaetulla prasina, 5945 nucleotides. RefSeq names its product sperm microtubule inner protein 8 (gene SPMIP8). NCBI's taxonomy places the organism in Eukaryota, Metazoa, Chordata, Lepidosauria, Squamata, Colubridae. Bases 152 to 802 code for a protein of 216 amino acids. The record is from RefSeq and is a predicted model, not a curated record. The transcript is spliced from 7 exons.
AGGCUCAGCUGGGCGUGGACGGCGGGGUUGUGGGGGGGGCACAGGGAUUUUUGCUACUGGUUCUCCGAACCACCUGCUGCCCUCACUACCUGAUGGAUAUUGGAAAUGUAACUCUUCUCUCCUCUCUUUUGGGCUGGCCGAAUUUGCAGCAAUGGCCCAAACUCUGGACUUGGUGCCCUGGCCCCCCGAUGCCAGCCCCAUCUACGCAGCACCCGCAGUUCUCAUUCCGCUGGAGCCCAAGAAGACCAUGUUAGCCGGAGUGAAGGAGCACCUCUACCACCCCUGCCUGCCAACGCUGAGGCGCAUGGACAUGGACACGGUGGCCAACAAGCUCACUGACCAGCACUCCAGGACCAGCACCACGUGCUCCAAAGAGGAUUUCCAAAGGGCGACCUUCACCGUGGCCGGAGUGCCCAGCAGGCCCUUCCCUUCCCUGGGCAUGUCGGAGCUGCGCCAGUCGCUGGCCGGCCGUUACCGCGCGGGGAAGCUGGCUCCGCUGCCGCCCAGCACCAACCGGGAGGAGUGGCCCAGCUACACGCGCGCCAUGCAGGACUGGUCCCGCUUCGUCUCCGCCGCCGGCGAGUUGGCGCUGCCCAGCCAGCACGGCAAAGUUCUUGGCUUCAGCUGUUAUGCCGUCAGAUACUUAAAACCAGACGUCACUCAAACCUGGAGGUAUUGCCUCAAUCAGAAUCCCAGCCUGGAUCGAUACGGACCGAAGCCUCUUCCAUACAACACCUUGAACACCUACAGGAGCUUUGGAACUGCCCACAGCCGCUCUCACUACCUGGAGCCCUGGCGCUAAGGAGCCGGUCCGUGACGAGACCUGAGGCCUGGGAUGAGCCUUUGCCCAGCUUUUGAACGUCCAGAAACAAUAAACACUACUAGCUGCCUCAAGAGGAGAUGUGGCCGAGGAAGGCAUCUCCCAGGCAGGCAAAUCAUGUUUUUUGCCUUGUGCUUUAACUUUCAAGGAUGUAGACAGAGGAAAGGCCUCAGGGUUGUUUCUUCAGCCCCCCCUGCCGCCCCCAGGUGUGAUGAGAAGCAGCUUCCCCAGCAUCAAAGCACCUCCUGAAACAAACUAGGAUCUGACCAAUCUAUAAAGGCAUCUUUCUUUCACCACAUGGAAAAUUGGGGGACCGAGAAGUCCUCAUCUGGAGCUCACGGAGGCAUUUCUGCCACAAAGCCAAACCAGCUCUAUGUGUUAGAGGUGUGUGCGUGUGUCCAUCCAAGGACCAAAGACGGCUCUCCAGUGACCCAGGAAUGGGAACCUGCUCAACAGGUGCAGAGCCAGUGAAAAUGGUGAGGCCAUUGGCUGCAUCCACGCAAGACCCUCAACAGUUUACAGGUGGUCCUUACCUUACAAGCAUUGAUUUAGUGACUGUUCAGAGAUAUGAUGGCACUGAAAAUAGUUGCUCAUGGUCACGUGAUCAAAAUUCAGCCACUUGGCAACUAGCAUGUAUUUAUUAUGAUCGUAGCAUUCUGGGGUUAUGUGAUCACUGUGACCUUCCCAGCUGGCUUUUGACAAGCCAGGUCAAUGGAGGAAGCUGAAUUCACUUAAUAACCUCAUGAUCCACUUAACAACUGCAAUGUUUCACUUAGCAAUGCUAGCAAAAAAAGGUUAAAUUGGGUGCAACUCACUUAACAGUCACCUUGCUUAGCAACAGACAUUCUGGUCCCAAUUCUGUCCAGACCUUGAGUCAAUCUGCAACUAAGGACUGAUGAGCUACAGUUCUAACCAUCCAUUUCUAGAUGGGGGCGAAACGGGGUUUUCCAAGUACUUUCCCAAUAGAUUCACCAGAGUUUUGCUUUUGAAGGUGCUGCUUUCCAGCCCAGGAGCCAAUGGAAAUUGAUGGAAAGAGACUCUGACCGACUGAAGCAGAUCAGGGCUUCUGCCCAUCCUAGAAGUGUCAACUUUUGGAGCUGGGAAAGAUUAAGAAACAUGGCAGGAGUCCCAGUCACAUCUGCCUGGAAAGCCUGCCCCACCUUAUAAUAAGCAAAGUCAAGAUAGGGUUAGUUUGAGUUUCUUUCUGGCCAAUUUUUUCCUUCCUGUCCCCAGGUCAGACAUACAUUCCUUCGCACCAACAUUGUUUCCUCCGCUCACCGCUCUCCUGGUUACCUUUCUUCCUCUGUGGGAAGAAGGGGGAAGUCUUCAGUUGUCAAUGCCCCACCCCAUAAUCCUAAAAGGUGUGAGAAGGGACAGCAUGAGGUCAGGGAGAGCCAGUCUUUCCCCCAGCCCAAAAGGAAAUGGCCCUAAAUAUCAAGGCUCAAGGCAGUGCCACCCAAGCCUUGGUUGAUCAUAAGGAUAGCCCUCCCACUUGGUAUGGCUUGUGCCAAGAGGAAGGAGAGAACCCCAUAUCGGGAGGGGAGCAAGGAAAGGCAGGCGGAGGACACCAUGCAUCCAUGUCCUUGCCAGAUGGUCAGAUCUCCACAUUCCAGGGCAAGCAGCGGAUGCAGAUGAAUGUCGGUUUCCACAUUCCACCCAGUUUAAUCUGUUCUGCAAAGAGCCGAACUCACAGCAUGACUAGUUUUUUAGUUGGCAUCUGUGGCUCCUGGCCAUGUUGGUAGAGCUGCUGGCAGUGCCAUAUCUGGAGGGCAAUGUUACUCUUACAUUUGAGAACCAGAACAAGCCAGGGCAGAGCAACUUCACCCCUGAACCAAAACUUUCAGCAAGGCUCAAAGGAUGGUGUGCAGCCCUUUGCCUCAUCCUGGCGUUUCGUCUGUCCUGCAAAUGCCCUAAACAAAACUGUUUUCUCCAAAGUAGCAGCUCUCUUGGCUCCUCCUGGCUGUGCCAACCCAGCUGCUCUUGAAACCCCACGUGAGUUUUAACCAAUAACCUGGAUGUGAAGGUGCCAGUGAGUCCCCACCUCCCUCUGCACUUGAGGCUCUUGUCUCAGCACCCCCACACAGCCUGCCCGAUUUCUCCAAUGGGUCUUGUUAGAAUUCUGGCAGAAAUUGGUCCACCCUUGAAUGUGUCCAUUGUAGGAAAGCUGGUGUUGUAAUCUUGACUGUCCACCCUCGGCUGCGUUACCAUUCAAGAGUCCUUGGGUUGACUGGGCUUCCAACCACCCAUUAGGAGUCAGCAGCUGACAUUCAAUAAUGGGGCAAUUGUGCCCGAGUGGCUAAUUCCCACUCCCAGAAUACACAUCCCCGGGCAAGGAAGAUCCUGGGGAGAACCACCAAUGGCGGUUAGAUGGCUUCCUGCAGAAUAGUAGCAUUUCAGGCACUGACUUUGUAUUUCAAAUUGUUUUAAGUGUGUCGUCAAAGGUAGCUGGGGUUUACCAGGUUUUUGAUGUUCUAUUCCUGGUUUGUUUCUUUCCAAUUUCCAAUUGCACAAAUAUCCCCGAGGCUGCAUAAUCCAACCUUAGAAAUUGUAUUGAUCAACAUACUGCCUCUAUCCAACCUAGAACAAGCACCAUUUCAGGUACUGCAGGAACACCAUGCCUGUGUCUGCAUUAAUGGCACAGGUGCCUUCUGCAAGCAACCAAAGGUUGGUCUUGGCAUCCAUUUGGGACAAGCCCCCUCCCACGUGAGACACAUUACGAGAAAAGGGGGGGAGAAUGACAGAUGUGCUGCCUGAACUCUUUAGGGAUCAGUAGAAUCCAGAAAAAGAUUUCCUUUCUUGUUGACAGAAGCCUCCUUGCUCUGCAAGGACUGUGUUAUUAAAUGUCUGCUGUUCUUGAGAAGCUGUUUUCAAAAGUGCUGGCAUUUGGCCCUUCCAAUUCCCUGUUCCAGUGCUUAACUUUUGCACUGAACUCGUCCACAGGAGCCCAGUAUAAAACCUAGCCUAUGCAUACAUUCUUGGGUAAAUUCAGUUUCUCACGCCUGACCUAAAGGAUGUUGCAACAGAUAAGUAGAAUGAAGGAGUUCUGAGCUCUUGGCAAAAGAGCAUUAUUUAUUUUUUUAAAAAUGAAAUAUAUUGGGAAAUCUGCCCUGGGUACAGUACAAAUGUAUUUCCCUUCCAAGUUCUGUCUAGAACCCAGCAAGGAAUAUUUUAACAAUAGAAAAGCAAAGCCCCAAGAACUUCGUUUUGUAUCUGGACAUGGGACCCCAGUUGCACAAAGGAGCCCAUCUUUCAGCAGUGUUUGACACCUCAUAUUUUAAUUUUUAUAUUCUUGGUUGGAACUACUUUUAACUGAUUUUAAUUUUGUUCAUCAUCUGCUCACUUGAGAUGGGCAGCCCUAGAAAAUAAAUCUUAAGCAAAAAAAAUUCAUUUUUAUGGGAUGAUUUACCACCUCCAUAUUUAUAAGAUGAACUGAGAAAUCUCUUUCUUAGUGAAAAUGCCCCUCCCAGCCAUAGUUGUACAGACCCCUGGCAAAGGAAUGUCACCCUUUCUCCUCCAUAAAUAAUCUUGGGACUCUGCACUGGAGGGCAACAGCAGGGGAGAACCUGUCUUUGUGCCCCAGAUGGAAGGCCAAGCCAGGGGCAUUUGGCUGACCAUGAAAACCUGUUUGCUAGACACAUGGCGGAGAGUCAACCUUAAAUUCUGGUUGAGUGGAAGGCCGUGGAUUGUUUCCCAUCAAAACUCCAUUCUGUAACAUGUCAUUUUGAGGCGAUUUCUGCUCCAUGCUUGAUUUUGCCAGCCCAUGCAUGCAAGUCUCCUCAGGAACUCUAGCUCCGAAGAAGAGAACUCCAUGGGCCUUUUUGCUUGGGAUUUCAAGCUCCCACUUCAGCUGCUUCACUGAGGGCCCAGGAUGCCUGUUGCUUUCUGAAUGCUAGGAGUGAAAAUGCAGCUUCCUCCCCCAAAUGGAAUGCUCUUGCCGGAAAGGGGGAUUCUGUCUGCUGGGACCAAACUAACCCUCCAUCCUGCAGGGCCCACAAGCUGAAGGCCAUUUCCCUUGAAAGACCAGCCCUGCUUUAUACCAGACGUCAGCCUCGUCUCCGGUCCAGGGGGCGAAGGCAGCAAAGAACGAGGGGCCAGGAACUGUCCUUGGCCAAAUCAGCCUGGAUGACCUGGGCCUGACUCUCACAAGGGGAUCCAGGUGUCCCCAAGAAUAUUCAGAAGUGAGCUCAAAAAAAAAAGCUCAAGCAAGAAGGGAGAUGCAGCAGACAAAACGGGGAGAGGUGGAAAACAGGCAGAAGAGGAAGAGUUUGGGGGAGGAGGGGACAGAAACAAUGGAGCCUGCAGAAAGGAAGCCUACAAAGAUGAUGACGGAAAGAAAAGCCGCCCAAGGGAGGGCCUUCUUGGCUCUCCGGAAAGGGCGGGGCCUGCUUCCAUCUCACAAUAUCCUGCCUAGUGAGCUCUGGGCAAAGCCUUUCAAAUGAGGCUGGAGCCUUCCCCCAACCCCCCCUCCCUCGGACAAAGAAAGACCCGCCUUUCUAAGACUGAUGAAUUCAAAUUACUGGAGACUCCACUGCGCGAAGCUUUUGCAAGACUGUAAAACUGACAUCCAGCUGAGCUUCAUGUUGUUAAUUUAAAGAAAACAGUUCCCAAAAGGAAAAUUCCGUAAAAGCUACCUCUGCGCUGCUGGAAUGCCAUGAAAAGGCCCAGGACCCACAAGGAGAAGUCAGCAGCUCUCCUUGCUCAGUUCCCCCACCCCAAACGGGUUAUACUCUGCUCCUCCUUCAAAUAUGAUCCAUCCAAAGGGAUCUGGGAUAGACAGCCCACUCUCCCCCCACCGCCAAAAAAAAAAAAGCAUCACUUGCUUUUUUUAUACUGACCCCACUGCCGGUUUGCAACGAUCUUCUAAUUGAAUGCGGUAAGUGGUUCUACGUACCUCGUACACAUAUAUUUGCACACGCGCACACACACACACACACCCCUCUGUUCCAUGCACACCGGUCCCCAAUGAAGGCGUGUGCAGAAGCUCAACUAUCUCAAACCUGGUUUAUCUGACUGCAAGUGCACCCUUUUCGCCCUUGGGUUUUUGGGUUCCAAAAGAUACAAUUCCAGGACAGAUCAGUGCAGUUUUAAUGUUUUCUGUCCAAAGUCUUCAGUUGCAUGUCUUGCA